GAAGCACACAAUGCAGUUUCACUGUAGCGUUAUCCACCCAGGAUUCACGUUAUUGCCAGCUUUUCAGUUACCGUGAAAAAAAUAUGUAUAUAUUUAUCUGAUUUUGGCGAUCGGGAUUUAUUGCAACGUUUUAUGAAUUCCUCUAAAGACCACACUCGAGAGAUAACAUUCAUUUUAACUGCGCAAACAGGGAGAUAAUUGAACUUUCCCGGACUGAGUAGAUUAGACAGUGGGCCGCGGGAGGAGGAGGCUGGCCUGCGUUACGAGCGCUGACGCUGAAGCUGCAUGUCCGCGUAACUCGAGCCCGAGGCUUCGGGGCCUACACUGCUGUCGUCUAAUGGAGACCGGACCGACCGAGCAGAAGCUCGGAGAGAACGAUCGUUCGCAUCGGCAUCUUUUGAGUGGUGAAACUCGCAAUGUCUUGACACAAAGACAGUAACGUGGAAAGGAAAUAGCCUGAAGUACACAACAGCCUGUUUUUAUGGAAAACGCAUACUUAAUCCGCCCUCAUCAGACAGCAGUGUGCUGAUGGCAUGCAUUCUUCAAUGGCCACAAAGCUGUAAGCAGACACAUUAACUCCACUUUGAACUGGGAUACCUACAUUGUUCCAGGAGCUUUGGUUUCCUUCAGUAAAAUUAAGGUCCCUCUGCGGACCAAGGUUUUAGUGCCUUUUGUAGGGACUGUGUAGGGUUCACUUUGACAUGGAUGGGCCCAGUCGAAGCGGAGGGUUGAGACAGAGCCGUCGCUCCCGUUCUCAGCGUGAUCGAGAGCGACGCAGGAGGAGAGCAGACCUCGGGGCCUCAUCACCUUCCUCAGGCUCAGACCAAGAGCGUUGCAGAGACUCCCUGCUUGGUGCUAGCGGUGGAGAAUGUCGGCCCGUUUUUUCUGGUGCCAGGCACCGUCCUCCACGUCGGAGGAAAAGGGAAUCUGUAUCUUGUGAAGAAGACAUCAUCGAUGGAUUUGCCAUAGCCAGCUUUAUAAGUUUGGAGGCUUUGGAGAUGGAUUGUUCUCUGAAGCCGCCAGAGCGAGCUGGUAUGUUGAUGGGGAGAGGGAGCAAAAGGAAGAGAGGCCUGGAUGAGAAUGGAGGGCCACUCACAGAGCCAGAGGACGGAGCUCCAGCUACUUUUACCACCAGUAGCUGGGAGAAGCGUAGAAAUGAGAAGAAAAAGAGAGAGGCCAAGGUGUCAGGAAAUCUCAUGGAGACAGGAUACAUUUGUGAUGCAGAGAGUGAGUCAGGGGAUAAGGCUUCUGACAAUGAUAUGGAGCCUACAUUCAUUGUUAGCACUAGAGAAGUGUCCUCCAACCCAGUAAGUAUGGCGUCUACUGUGAGCAAUGGCUGCACCCUGUUGCCUUCAAACAGUGGGCCACCUCGUCUGUCAGUGACUCCCAGAGUCUCUGGCCUGGAGCGUAGUCAGGAGAGGAGUCUGGAGCUGCCAUACCCUGAAGCCACCUCUACCUCAUCCUCACUUCUGUUGCCCCGUUCUCCGGCCUCUGUCUCCACCUCAUUGGCUGAGCAAAAUGGAAAUGCCGCACCACACCACCGCCAUGAUUGCAGCCCUCCACAACAUAAACUGAAAUCGUUCCUUUCCUUCACUGGUCGCUCACAAGCUGUCUAUGGCACGGGUAGCAACAACAGGACCAGUACCUCAGUUAAGACUCCAUCUUCAUCCACCUCUUCAUCAAUUCGACCGCCCACUCCCUCUACUAGUGUGCCUGCAGGCCGAGGGCCAUCUGGGCCAUCUGGUGUGCUGCGGCCUUCAUCGCGCCCGAGCCCUGGUGCGCUUUUCACCCCUCCACCUGGUCUCCCACCACCACCUCCCCUUCUGCAGGUGUCCCCUCGCUCUUCAGCAGAUUCAGAGCUGCUCCGUCAGGAGCUGAGCUCGCACUUCCUGGCGCCUCAAAAUGCAGAUCGGGAAGGCAGAACCUCUGGAAGCAGUGCUGGAGUCAGUGCUAGCUCAGCAUCAGGUGCCGCCUCGGUUUCUUCCUCUAACUCUGGGAGUUCCAGCAGGACAGUGCAGGCCCAGACUUCUAUGCCACCACUGGCCUACCAAUUCCAUCAGCACAACCAUCAACACCAGCACACCCACACCCACCAACACUUUCUGCACCCACCUGCUGCAGCUCCUCCAAUGUUUGAGAAAUUUACAGGCAAGAUAGAUGGUCUCUUUCGACACCCAUUCUUUCCUCAGUACCCACCGCCUGUGCCUGGAAUCCAGCCUGUACUUCCCCCCACUGGACCAUUUAGUUCCUUGCAAGGAGCUUUUCAACCCAAGCUUGUUGCCCUCCAGGGAACUGCUCCAGAUAUGCCUGCUCGCUUGGGAGUUGUUCCUCCCCACCUCCAACCUAAAGACCCCAGGAUAACAGACCCGUUUGCACAACCACUAAAGGUUAAUAAUAAACCUGGAAAGUGGUGUGCUAUGCAUGUACGUGUGGCCUGGAUGAUUCUGAGGCAUCAGGAAAAAGUUAAGUUGAUGCAGGCAGAUCCUCAAAAGCUGGAAUUGCGUAAUGACUUGCUACCCCGUCUCCCUGGCCCUGGUGGUAUUGGAGGAAUAGGCAGUCUCGGAGCACUUGGAGGUCCUCUGCCUCCAACCCAUGAUCUCACUAGAUCAGGCAGUCUCUUUGCAGCUGCUAGUGGAGUCAAUCCUUCCUCCACUUCCUUCAUCCCUCCAUCAACGCCCCACUCCUCUUUCCUCACCCCAGCAACACAUCUGGAUCCAUAUGGCCGCUCACCCCCCUUUACACCGUUGGGAGCACUGAGUGCUGGUGCCUUUGGGGGACUGGGUAGCCCCUCACUAGGUGCUAGUUCAGUUUUUGGCCAUAAGGCAGAAUCCUCUGCAAGUGCUGUAGGAGGAUUGAGCAACCCACAUGAUCCUUGGAAUCGCAUGCAUGUUGCUCCUCAUUUCCCCUCAGGACCCUCUUGGCCCAAAGGACUAGAAAAAAGGGAUGACAGAGAUAGAGGUAAAGACAUGGGAGGAAGAGAACUGACUCAAAUAAAAGAUGAAAAAGACAGGGACAGUCUACUUUAUGGUCGUCAGCCUGUGCGAAUGUCCCCUGGUGCACUCAAACACCGCAGCAGCACUCCCAGCUCUCACAUGAAUGGGCUGGGCCCUUUAAACAUAGUUGCUGCUCAGUCUGAUGGACAAAACAGGGAUCGGGAACGGGAUCGUGAAAGGGAGAGAGAUCGAGAGUCAGAAAAAAGACAGCAUUCAUCCUCCAGGGUACCAGCAUCAACCUCCUCAGCACCAGACAGACCUCGUUCAUCCACGUCGUCUGUUCUUGCAACCCCUCCUCCAAAUGCUCCAUCAGCAUCCUCCCCUCUGGACUUGUUUGGUAGACAGGCACAUGCUCUCGGCUCAGACCCCUCCCAUCCAUCCCAAAGAGAGAGCAGUGGUCCAGCCUCUUCCUCCUCCUCAGUCAGUUCACUUCCCGUCAAGAAGCCUGACCGGACAACGACUCCAGUUUCUAAGCCUUCCACCACUAGCCUCCAUCCUGGGAUACUUCAUCCCCCAGUGAAAGUCAAGGAGGAGAGAAAGGAGGAGCCUGAACCAGUGCCCAUCUCCCUACCGCAUCCAGCCAUACCCCCUCAUAGUUUUGAGCGGCCUAACAGUCGCCAUACACACCAUCCUUCAACACCUUCUUCAACCCUUUCAUUGACUCCCACAUCUGGAGUGCCUCUUCCUCCUCCUACCCCACACCCUACCCACCAUCUUCCCCACCAUCUUCCACUUCUGGAUCGCUCCCGAUUAGCAAUUGAGGCUUAUCUUGGUGGGGGUGGGGGAUCAGCUGGACUAGUUGUGGGACCUCCGGCAGAUAGAUUUGCAGCCCAUCCACAUACACCACCUCAAGGCCACUCACAGGCUCCUCACAGCUUCCCCUGGGAUCCCUGGAGGGAACUUGCUGCACAGCAGCAGCAACAGCAGCGUAGAGAGAUCUUGGCCCAGCGGCCAGAUCAUCAUCUUGCACUGCGCGCUGAUCCGCACUUGUCCCGCCUACUUCAACAUCCGCACGCCCGAUACCUUGAGGCAGAGAGAGCAGCUGCUGUAGCGGCAGCUGUGGCAGUGGGCCCACAUCAUCCGGCGGCACCUACUUCCACUUCAGCUUCAUCCUCUGCAACCCGGCCAGAAUUUGGGUUGAUGUCUCAUCCUUUUGAUCGCCCUCCUCAGGUCGGAGGCCCUGGAGGUGGGUUGCUGGAUGAGGAACAGCGUGCCCAGAUAUUGCGUGAGGACUAUGAAAGGGUGCGUUAUUUUGGGAUGCAUCCACACCUUUCCACACCUCACCUGCCCAGCCCAUCUCAUGCAGCCCACCUAGACCAGCUGCAUGCAGGCUUGUUGUCUCAUACUCAGCUCCAUCCUCCAGGAGGCUCCACACCUUCACAUCACCCAAGCCUCUAUUCCCGCUUGGCCCCGUUGCAUCCACAUUCUCAUGUUCCCAAUGGAAUUCUCACCAAGACACCCAGUCUAGUUGCGCCCUUGUCAGUUGGGGCACCCCCUCCACUUAUUCCAUCUGUAACGAGAGCCUCCACUCCACCUCGUAACUCCAGACUUGGUGGGGCUGGAGAUUUGGCCCUGUUCAGCUCGCAUAAGGAUGGAGAAUCCAGAUAGUACUUGGCAAGGCUGGAGCAAGGGAUUUACUGGUCUUGAACUGUGACCCUAGAAGUAGGUUAAGCAGGACACCCCAAACCUGCUGAAGCUACAGUGAUCAUACAUGUGUUUUAAAAUUACCUGAGUGGAGGGCAGAGACACUUCAGAGGGCUGCUCAUUAUAAUUAUCCACUGUGGUUAUAUUGGUGCAAUUUAAGGUACUUUUCCCCCCCAGUGCUUUUCAUUUAUAUUUAGGAUUUUCUUAAAUAGGCCUGUGGACAUUCACAGACUAAAGGCUAUGUUCUGUAAUAUGAAAUAUAUACAUACAAGCCCUGCAGCUCCAGAGGUGUAUUCAGAGAUAAAGUUUGCAUUGUACUGCAUCGCGUGACAUGUAUUUCCCAUUUAUGAACUCGUUGCUGUAAAAAAAAAAAGAAAAAAAAGCCAACUAUGGAGAUUUCAUAUGAAGAAGUGGGAAGGAGUCUAAGACAGCUUAGUGCUUUUCUGUUUGUCUAGUGUGUGCUCUGUCUAUAACUAGAUUGAAGAAACUGCACUGUUGGAAAAUGAACUUAAAGAAACACAUCUGCUUUCUGCUCUCGAUGCAUCUACAGCAAGACCAUGAUCAGAGGCACAACUUCCAUAAACGUUACAAUGAACGUCUGCAGAAUUUUAUUUUAAUCUUUAAAAAUAUUAACUGUACAUCUUGUUUGAUAUUUUAAAAUUUAAAUGGAAAACAAACUUUCCCAUUUUCCUACACUCUGACUCUACAUGAGCUGGAACAGAAUACAGUAGAAUAGUGAUAUUCCUUUUGUAAUUAUUAUUGUUAACAUUAAUUACCUUAUAUAAUAAACAUAUUCACUGUUUGUUAUAA
Messenger RNA from Neoarius graeffei (lesser salmon catfish), 5447 nucleotides. It is a transcript of the gene fbrs, whose product is annotated as fibrosin. Bases 702 to 4601 code for a protein of 1299 amino acids. The transcript is spliced from 19 exons. NCBI's taxonomy places the organism in Eukaryota, Metazoa, Chordata, Actinopteri, Siluriformes, Ariidae. The record is from RefSeq and is a predicted model, not a curated record.